Pogoniulus pusillus (Red-fronted tinkerbird) is the source of this 606-nucleotide messenger RNA. RefSeq names its product membrane integral NOTCH2 associated receptor 2 (gene MINAR2). The transcript has 3 exons. NCBI's taxonomy places the organism in Eukaryota, Metazoa, Chordata, Aves, Piciformes, Lybiidae. The record is from RefSeq and is a predicted model, not a curated record. The coding region runs from base 1 to 606 and encodes 201 amino acids.
AUGGACUUCUCCGCUUUGCCAAACAACAACCAUCCUGAUAAAUUCCUGCAACUGGAAGUGAAGUCUUUAGUGAAAAACUCUGCAUUUCUACAAGCCAGCCUGGCAAAAUUCCCAGAAGCAGCUUUACCUGGAGUGCAACGGUGGCACAACAGGGUCUAUUUACAGAGAGAAAAGAGAAAUGUCACUGAGCUACCAGGCUUAGACUCGAACGGAGUCAGUCAAGAAAUGAUAGACAAAGCCCUUGGAAAACACAUUACACCCAUCACCUUGAAAUCCACAAUCAAAAGCAAUCCCCUAUAUAGUGACAUACAGGUGGAGGAUGACUGGGAAGAGAACAAAAGGAGCCCUUCCUGGACUGUGCAAGACUAUGACAAGCACUCGCUGCACUCUGACUUGGCAAGCCACAUAAAGGAAAAUCCUAAUGAUCUGCACUUCUGGAUGGGGGAUAUUUAUACUCCUGGGUAUGAUACCUUGCUAAAAAAGAAAGAAAGAGAAAAAAAACAUUCCAAAUGUUGCCGAAUCAUCCUGCUCACAGUACUAGCUGUUUGCAUCCUGAUUACCAUAGUCACACUCAGUGUUUUACUUAGUACAGUCAAAUGUUGUUGA